GGUGCCAAUUAAAUGCUCGUGGCCGUCUGGGGCCAGAGCUGUGGACAGCGGCAUGGCCGAGCCCGGGCCGGAGCCCGAGCCGGGGCGCGCCUGGCGGGUGUUCGCCCUGUGCGGGGCCGCAGUAUUCCUGGCAGCGGUUGCUGCCGGAGCAGCCCUUCUGGCGUGGAAUCUGGCCUCCUCGGCCUCGCGGAGGCCCCGCUGCCCAGAGCCGGCCGCCAACACCACGGCGCCGCCUGGAGACCCCGGACCCGAAGUGGAGGAACUUCGGCGCCGACUGGCAGAGGCUGCCCGGCUCGAGGAGGCCCUGACGAAGCGGCUGAAGCAGGCCGAGCGUGUCCGCCGGGAGCUGGAGGAGGCCCUAAGGGCCUGUGAGGGCCGCCAGAGUCGGCUUCAGACCCAACUGAUGACUCUGAAGACUGAGAUGGAAGAGGCCAAGGCGCAGGGGACCCAGAUGGGGGCUGAGAACGGGGCGCUCACAGAAGCCCUCGCGCGCUGGGAGGCGGCGGCCGCUAAAUCUGCGCAGCAACUGGACGAGGCGCAGCGGCGCGCACGUACGGCCGAGGCGGAGGGCGAAGCCUGCGCAGCCCGGGAGGCGGCGCUGCGCGAGCACGUUAAAGCCCUGGAAGCCCAGACGGGCCCCCAGCGCAGAGUUUCCCAGCCCCGGACCCGCUCCGGGUCCCGACCCCGGCCCAGCCCCCGCUCGCGCUCUCGCCCAGGAACUUCCGGGGGCUGCAGGCGACCUACGCGGCGCGCACGAGGGUGAGUCGGCCCCCAGCUGGACGGGGGCUCGAGACCAGGAGGACAGACCCUGGGAGCCCUGCAGGGACAAUCAGAGAGGUGCCCAAGCUGGAUGAAAUGCUCAGUCGACACCCGUCCACGCUCAGCUUUUGACCCAGCGGCAACCCUGAAACUGUGCUGAAAGAAGACACGACCCUGUCUUUCUGACCAUCUAGUACCUAUCUACAGACGGGAAUACUGAGGUCCACUGGGUCACAAAGGGAGAUCGUGCAGAGCCGGGACAUAAGUCCCCUCUAAGGACAAGGCCAGUGUUGCCCUCAUCUCUCGGACAUGAGGACUUAGGGUCCAGCCCUGAUCUGGGAGUGACCUGAAGGGCUCGCUUCUCCUGUCUCGUCCUCAGUUUACCUUAUCUGUAAAAUGAAGGAUUGGAAUGGUGAGGGCCAGCAUAUCCUUGACACCAGAACCUGACAAAAAUGGCACAAUAGGAAAACUCCAGAUCUCUCUCCCUUUGAGGGUACAAAGCUCCCAAAUGAAAUUUUAGGAGAACCAAGUAAUACAUGACAAAGGGACAUAGGCCUGAGAUGCAAAGAUGGUUCAGUAUUGGGAAGUCUGUUAAUAAAAUUCUCCAUGCUAAAAAAAAAAAAAAAUUGCCAUGCUAAUGGAUCAAAUGAAAAGCAUUCUGAAAAGGUCAUCAAAAUAGCAAAAAUUUCAUGUGAGAUUAUACAGUAUUUGUCUUUCUCUGACUUACUUCAGUUAACACGCUCUAGAUCCAUCCAUGUUGUUGCAAAUGGCAAGAUUUUUUUAUGAGCCUAUUAUAAGCAGUAUUCCAUUGUGUGUAUACAUACAUUGUGUGUGUGUGUAUAUAUAUAUAUAUGUAUACAUAUAUUAAAUUUUCUUUAUCUAUUCAUCUGUCAGUGGACACUUAGGAUCUGAUCUCCAGACUGUAAUCAGAUUUUGCCAACUAUUUUGAUAAUGUCCUCUAUAACAAAAGAUUACCCUGGCUUACACAUGUAUUAAUCUGGAACAUUUCUCAAUCUGUCUUUGCCAAUGACGUUGGCAUUUUUUUUAAAGCCCCAGGCCAGUCAUUCUGUGGUGUCUGAGUUUGGGUUUUUGUGGCUUCCUCAUGAUUAAUUUGAGGUUAACAUUUUUGGCAGGAAUGCCUCAAAAACAAUUCAACUUAAUAUUAUCUUCUGGUGGUAUGACUAUAUAUAGAAAACCCAAGAGAAUUAACGGAAGCUUUCCUAUAUCCAAAACAACGAGGUAGAAAAUCCCUUGGAAGACAAGAAAGAUCCAUUUCACAUAGUGUUUCAUAUCCAGGAAUAAGCUACUUUCUUUAUUAUGUAAGAAUCUCUCCUAAAUUAAUUUUUCAAAAAAUAAUUCAGUAGAGGGACUUCCCCGGUGAUCCAAUGGCUAAGCCUUGGGGCUUCCAAGGGGGGAGCCUGGGUUUGAUCCCUGGCUGGGGAACUAGAUCCCACACACACCAGCUAAGAGCUCCUGUGCCACAAUGAAGAUCCUGCAUGCUGCGACUGAGGCCCGGCACAGCCAAAUAAAUAAAUUUUAAAAAUAACUCGAUAGAAAACAGGCAAAGAAUACGGGCAACCAGUUCAUAGAAGCAUGCAGAUAAAGGUGCCCAGGCUCACUCCUAGAGAAGAAAUGCCGACUGAAACAACCCUAUGGUACCACUUUCUGCCCACUGGUUUGGCAAGGACAGAAACAAAAACAAGUUAAAAGUCUGUGACUAUACACAGUACUGGUGAAACUGCUUGUUGGUACGACUAUUUGGGAGGGCCAUUUUCUAGACUCUCUCAAAAUUAAGUGUUUGACCCAUCAAUUCUUCUUCAAGCAGUUUUCCUGCAGCCAUAUUUUUUAUCAAGAACAUUUUAAUCUACAGUCACUUUUUAAUUAUAGUCUUGGAUACUAAGAACCCAGCAGAGUACUUUAUUCAGUUUUCACUUUUUUUGGCCACACAGCCUGAAGAAUCCUAUUUCCCUGACCAGGGAUUGAACCCAGGCCCUCAGAAGUAAAAGUUUGGAGUCCAAACCACUGGACUGCCAGGAAGUUCCCAACAACUAUAUUUAAACGCAUACAAAAUAAUGGACUGAAUGCAGUGGAGAAUCCUGCGUUUGGAUAUUGGAACAGAAAACGCUUAGUGAGGAAAUGAAAUAAAGUCUAGAGUUCAGUUCACUGUAAUAUACUAAGAUUAAUUUCUUAAUGUUGACAAAUGAACUAUGGUAUAUAAGAUGCUAAUGAGGGAAGAAGCUGUGUGAGGGCUAUUCAGAGACUCUGUAUUAUCUCUGCAAAUUUUCUGUAAAUUUAAAACAUUCCAAAUAAACAGUUUACUUUUUUAAAGAUAA
Messenger RNA from Cervus elaphus (red deer), 3092 nucleotides. RefSeq names its product coiled-coil domain containing 194 (gene CCDC194). The transcript has 4 exons. Lineage: Eukaryota; Metazoa; Chordata; Mammalia; Artiodactyla; Cervidae. The record is from RefSeq and is a predicted model, not a curated record. Bases 53 to 763 code for a protein of 236 amino acids.